Molecule: messenger RNA, 1644 nt
Organism: Limanda limanda (common dab)
Lineage: Eukaryota; Metazoa; Chordata; Actinopteri; Pleuronectiformes; Pleuronectidae
Product: transmembrane protein 266-like
Exons: 10
Coding region: 1-1644 (547 amino acids)
Cellular component (GO): plasma membrane
Molecular function (GO): voltage-gated channel activity
Source: RefSeq, a predicted model, not a curated record
AUGGCCAAUGCUGAGGGAGCGGAUCAGGCAGGUCUGUCGGACUUGGAGAUCAUCUCUCAGCCGGUGGAGGAUGAGAACCGGUGCCUGGCUCCUCCGGUCCAGCUGGUGAGCUUUGGCUACAGAGAUCUUCCCCUCGCUGCUCUGGACCUCUCGCUGGCCGGAUCACAGCUCCUCUCCAACGCAGAUGAGGACGAAAACAGAGAUGGGUCCAACUGGCUGAAGCCCUGCUGCGGUCGACGCGUGGCUCUGUGGCAAGUCUGUCUGCUCAGCGCCGGCUUCAACUGUGUCCUGGUGGCCUGUGUCAUCCUGUUGGUGCUGUUCCUGUCCCUGGAGCUGCUCAUAGACACCAAACUCCUACAAUUUUCCAAUGCUUUCCAGUUUGCCAGCAUUAUCCACUGGAUCAGCCUUAUCAUCCUGUCACUCUUCUUUUCAGAGACUGUCUUCAGAAUAGUCGUGCUCGGGAUCUGGGACUACAUAGAAAACAAAGUCGAGGUGUUUGAUGGUGCUGUCAUCGUGCUGUCACUGGCCCCCAUGGUGGCCUCAACGGUGGCCAAUGGGCCCAGCAGCCCCUGGGAUGCCAUCAGCCUCAUCAUCACCCUACGCAUCUGGAGGGUCAAGAGGAUCAUUGAUGCAUAUGUGCUACAAGUGAAAGUGGAGAUGGAGCUGGAGUUUCAGCAGUGUGAGAAGACCAAGGCCAUGAGAGAGGAGCAGCUGGAGCGUCUCACUCAGAUCUGCCAGGAACAGGCUUUUGAGAUCAGGCAGCUCAGGGCCCACCUGGCCCAGCAGGACCUGGACCUUGCAGUAGAACGUGAAGCAGCCAUGCAAAUCCACCACGUCUGGGGCAAACAGGGCAGGAGUUUUCAGGUUGUGGAAGGCUUGACUCCCGGGGAGUCGGAUGAUGAGGGCGGCCAGAGAAACCCCAGGGAGCCCAACGUCACUGCAGAUCCAGUUGGACACGAUGACAUGAACAACUACAUCAGCCAAUACUACACUGAAGCAAGCAGUGAUGCUGGGGCUUCUGCCCUUGGCACUCGGAUCAUCACCAUGGCAGCGAUUGACGUCCACCUCCCAACCCACACAACUCCUGUUCUAUCCAACCCCAUGCAUGCUGUGGAGCGGGUGGGCAGCGCAGUAAGUGUCGCCUCCACCAGCUUAUUACAGUCCAGUGGCAGCCUGACGGCCCGGCCCCGCAGCCUGAGUAGCCACAGCCCGGCCUCAUCUCUGACAGACUGCAGCAGCAGUAUGGCUCAGGACCUCAGUCUGAACUACAGCUCUCAUCGCUGCUGCCCUCCUUCCUUCUCAGGCCAAGACCCAAGGGACCCCAGCAUGAUGGUGCAGGAACUACUCUCCUCCCUCUCUGAGGACCCCUGCCUCGCCCAAAAGGGUCUGGUGGUGGACCCUGUCAACCUUAAGCUUCCCAGCCCUACGGGCUCAGAAAAGACCAGUCCCGAGCUGGACAACAGGAUAAACAUGUUCAACCGCAGGAACCAGGAGGAGUGGCGGGGCCGGGGAAGGGGGUGCGUGCUGUUGCAGACCAGGCCACUGAUCCACCUGCAGGGCGGCACCACUGAGCGAUCCCUGGAGGAGAAGUACCGGCUCCUGGGACCAGCUGACACACCUCUGGGUCACAUGUCUGACACAUAA